Messenger RNA from Sinocyclocheilus rhinocerous, 3755 nucleotides. RefSeq names its product NACHT, LRR and PYD domains-containing protein 3-like. Lineage: Eukaryota; Metazoa; Chordata; Actinopteri; Cypriniformes; Cyprinidae. Gene Ontology annotation, molecular function: protein binding. The record is from RefSeq and is a predicted model, not a curated record.
GACGAAAAACAAACAACAUCAGGAGAGAAAAGCUGUUUGUGAAUAAUGUGAAUCAGAACAGAUCGGUUUAAUGCUGCUAUCUAGAGACAGAAUGGAUUUAUGAACUGAAUGAAGUUUGUGUUUGAUGUUCUUCAUUGUUGAGACAGAGCUCUGCCUGUAAAAUGAGUCUCUUUGGGAAGAGAGAAGAGGAGGAGGAUGUUCAGUCACAUAAAGCAGCAUCACCAGAACCCAGCUGUGUGUCUAUAAAGAGUGACAGGUCUAUGUUGAGCCCCCCUGAAUUUAGUGAUGGAGCAGUGACCUCUGACCCUGAAAGCACUGCCUGUAAAAGGAGUUUCUAUGAGAAGAGUGAGGAGAAGGAGGAUGUUAAAGCAAUAUCUCCAGAACACAGCUGUGUGUCUAUGAAGAGUAACAGAUCCAUGUUGAGCCCCCCUGAAUUCAGUGAUGGAGCAGUGACCUCUGACCCUGACACUGCCUGUAAAAGGAGUUUCUAUGAGAAGAGUGAGGAGAAGGAGGAUGUUAAAGCAAUAUCUCCAGAACACAGCUGUGUGUCUAUGAAGAGUAACAGAUCCAUGUUGAGCCCCCCUGAAUUCAGUGAUGGAGCAGUGACCUCUGACCCUGAAGUGAAGAGAAAUUAUGUGAUCAGAUCAGUGACGCCCCGUCUGACCUGCACUGGCUCCAACUCUCAGACGCUUGUCAGGCAGAGAGUCAAAGACCAGCACAAAACCAGCAUGAAGAACAAGUAUGAAAGAUUAUUUGAGGGAAUCAAACUACAGGAAAAUCAAACCCUCCUGAACAGGAUCUACACACAGCUCUACAUCAUAGAGGGAGAGAGUGAAGGAGUGAAUGAAGAACAUGAGGUUUUACAGAUGGAGAAAACACCCAGAACAAAAGACACUCCAAUCUACUGCAAUGACAUCUUUAAACCCUUACAUGAACCAGGAUGUGAGGAGAAAGAUGAAAUCAAGACUGUUCUGACUAAAGGCAUCGCUGGAAUUGGAAAAACUGUCUCUGUGCAGAAGUUCAUUCUGGACUGGACCGAGGGAAAAGCCAAUCAGGAUGUAGAUUUCAUGUUUGUGCUUCCAUUUCGAGAGCUGAACUUGAUUAAAGAUCACCAGUACAGUCUUCACAGACUUCUGCUGGACUUUCAUUAAGAUUUUAAAGUUGUGUUCAUCUUUGAUGGUCUGGAUGAAAGCAGAAUUACACUGUUUUCAGAUGAUUCAGAUGAUGUUUGUGAUGUGAAUGAGUCUUCAUCAGUGGGUGUGUUGAUGUCAAACCUCAUCAGAGGAGAGCUGCUUCCCUCUGCUCUCAUCUGGAUCACCUCCAGACCAGCAGCAGCCAAUCAGAUCCCCUCAGAAUACAUCAACCGUGUGACAGAAAUUCAGGGAUUCAAUGAGCCUCAGAAGGAGGAAUAUUUCAGGAAGAGAAUCAGUGACCAGCAUCAAGCCAGCAGAAUCAUCUCACACAUCAGAAGAGCAAGAAGCCUCCACAUCAUGUGCCACAUCCCCGUCUUCUGCUGGAUCUCAUCCACUGUGCUUCAGAAGCUCCUGGAAGAAGAUCUGAGUGCAGAAAUCCCUCAAACUCUGACUGAAAUGUACAUCCACUUCCUGCUGACUCAGAUCAACAUGAAGAGUCAGAAGUAUGAUGGGAAAGAUCCAGAGAAACCCCUGAAGUCCAACAGAGAUGUGAUUGUGAAACUUGCUAAACUGGCUUUCAAACAGCUGAUGAAGGGCAAUGUGAUGUUCUACGAGGAGGACCUGAUUGAAAGCGGCAUAGACAUCACUGACGCCUCAGUGUAUUCUGGGAUUUGCACUGAGAUCUUUAAGGAGGAAUCUGUGAUUCAUCAGAGGAAAGUCUACUGCUUCAUUCAUCUGAGCUUUCAGGAGUUUCUUGCAGCUUUAUAUCUGUUUUACUUCCAUGUAGUCAAGAAUAAUGAAUCACUGAAGUUGUUUCUAAAUGAAUUUCACAGGAACAUGUGUGAAAACACUCUGUUUGAGCUGCUAAAAGCAACAGUUAAUCAAUCUUUGCAGAGUAAAAAUGGACACCUGGAUCUUUUCCUGAGGUUCCUGCUGGGCGUCUCACUGGAGUUCAAUCAGAGACUCUUACAGGAUCUGCUGACACACACAGUGAACAGCUCAGAGACCAUCAAGAGAAUCACACAGUACAUUAAAGCCACAAUCAAGGGUGAUGAAGGUCUCUCAGCUGACAGAUGCAUCAAUCUGUUCCUCUGUCUGCUGGAAAUGAAGGAUCAGACUCUGUACAGAGAGAUUCAGGAGUUUGUGAAAUCAGAGAAACUCUUGAUGAAUAAACUCUCUCCGUCUCACUGCUCAACAAUCGCCUACAUGCUUCAGAUAUCAGAGGAGGUGCUGGAUGAGUUUGAUCUGAAGAAAUACAACACAUCAGAUGAGGGUAGAAGGAGACUGAUACCAGCUGUGGUGAACUGCAGAAAAGCUCUACUUUCUUGCUGUAAUCUCACUGGUCGGUUCUGUGAAAGUUUGUCUUCAUGUCUACAAUCAUCAAACUCAAUGAGAGAGCUGGACAUGAGCAACAAUAAACUGCAGGAUUCAGGAGUGAAGCUCCUGUUUGAUGCACUGAAGAGUUCACACUGUCAACUCAACAUACUAAGAAUUGCUGGCUGUAAUCUCACUGAUCAGUGCUGUGAAAGUUUGUCUUCAUCUCUACAAUCAUCAAACUCACUGAGAGAGCUGGACCUGAGUCACAAUAACCUGCAGGAUUCAGGAGUGAAGCUUCUGUCUGAUGUACUGAAGAGUUCACACUGUCAACUCAACAUACUGAGAGUGACGGGUUGCAAUCUCACUGAUCAGUGCUGUGAAAGUUUGUCUUCAUCUCUACAAUCAUCAAACUCACUGAGAGAGCUGGACCUGAGUAACAAUGACCUGCAGGAUUCAGGAGUGAAGCUUCUGUCUGAUGGACUGAAGAGUUCACACUGUCAACUCAACAUACUGAGGUUAUCUGGUUGUAUGGUGACAGAGGAAGGCUGCUGUUUUCUGGCUUCAGCUCUGAGUUCAAACCCCUCACACCUGAGAGAGCUGGAUCUGAGCUACAAUCACCCAGGACAAUCAUUAGUCAAGCUGCUCUCUGAUCCAAACUACAGACUGGACAAACUCAAUGUGGGUCAUCGAGGAGAGAUCAGGAUUACAACAGGACUAAAGAAAUAUGCAUGUGAUCUCACACUGGAUUUAAACACAGCACACACUCAACUCGCCCUGUCUGAGAUGAACAGAACAGUGGAAUUUGUGAAAGAGAAGCAGCCAUAUCCUGAUCGUCCAGAGAGAUUUGAUAAGUGUUAUCAGGUUCUGUGUGAAGAGAGUCUGUCUGGACGCUGUUACUGGGAGGCUGAAUGGUGUGGGAGGGCAGUUUAUGUAUCAGUGACAUAUAAAGGAAUCAGCAGGAAAGGAUGCAGUGAUGACUGUUGGUUUGGAUUCAAUGAAAAGUCUUGGAGUCUAAACUGGUUUAUUGACAGAUUCACUGUCAGUCACAGUAAUAAGAUUACAGAAAUAUCUGCCCCUUCAUGUCUCUAUAACAGAGUAGGAGUGUAUCUGGACUGGUCGGCUGGCACUCUGUCCUUCUACAGCAUCUCUGACACACACACACUCACACACUUACACACAUUCAACAGCACAUUCACUGAACCCCUCUAUGCUGGAUUUACAGUUUUUUAUGAUACUUCAGUGUCUCUGUGUGAGAUUAACCCUGAAAGACAGAGACAGACACCCAGAGCUAAAAAUAACUAUUGC